Musa acuminata AAA Group (dessert banana) is the source of this 513-nucleotide messenger RNA. RefSeq lists its product as uncharacterized. Lineage: Eukaryota; Viridiplantae; Streptophyta; Magnoliopsida; Zingiberales; Musaceae. The record is from RefSeq and is a predicted model, not a curated record. The transcript has a single exon. The coding region runs from base 1 to 513 and encodes 170 amino acids.
AUGGCGAGGAAGGCCUACGCCCAGAGUAUGGUCGAGAAACAUCCUAGACCUGGGCUCGAGCCUGAAAUUACUUUCGGAGCUGGAGAGGUCGAGCGCUCCCAUCACGACGAUGUUUUGGUGAUCUCCAUUCAGAUUGCCAAUGCUUGGGUCAAAAGAGUAAUGGUCGACACUGGGAGUUCUGCCGACGUGCUGUACCUCGAUGCCUUUAAGAAGCUCAGCUUGACCAAGGAGGACCUCACCCCCAUGGCGUCAAUGCUCAUUGGGUUCACGGGGGAUUCCAUCUCCCUACUCGGGACCAUCAUCCUUCCUGUCACCAUCGGGGAAGAGCCGAGGGCCAAGACAAUAAUGACUACCUUCAUGGUAGUCGAUCUACCCUCGGCCUAUAAUGUCAUCUUUGGCCGACAGACGCUCAACAAGUUGAAAGCGGUGGUGUCCACCUACCACCGGGCCAUUAGGUUUCUAACUUCGACAGGGAUCGGGGAAUCUCGAAGCGAUCUGGGAGAAUCAAGAUGA